AUGAUUACUGGUGCUGAAGGCCGUCAAACUCAAACAUUAUUGGAUUUGAAAAAGCAGCAAUGGGCUAAAGAAAGAGAGGAAAUUGCUCGUUUGGAUAAAAUGUUUUCUUCUUCUAUGCACUCUUCCUCGACACACCACCACAAAAUCGAACGCACUUCCAUACGCACUUAUUACUCAAAUUUGGAUUUACACGAGUCCUCCACCAUUAAUCAGCAUAAUCCGCAACAAAAUUUAUAUCAAAAAGAAAAGUCACACCCACCUACAAACAUAGAAUUAAAUCAACACAUACCGUAUCAAAGAGAGCAAAUGAAUAAAUACGCCGUAGUUCCAAGACAGCAAGUAACGCCAGGGCAACGAGCUAAUAUAAGACGUGGAAUAAGCUAUGAUUAUACAGACGAUGACGAUGGAAUGUAUGAGGCAGAUUUUGAAGAUGUCACUGAUUCACAAGGCUUUGUAAGACUUCGUAAAGGUAGCUAUGCUUUGCAGGCUAUAGAUAAUAAAUCGCUUGCACCACGACAACGUAACAGCACGACAAGUACAAUGACUUAUCACGUACCAGGUAAUCGGAGACAUCGUUACGCAGAACCAUUGGUCAUGAAUGCUUUGCAAACGGCCAACCCACGCAUUCAGAAUAGCCAGGGGCAACGCAUACGCAGUCCUAGUCUGCCAGUGAUACGCAAUCGAAAUUUCAAGAUCUGUGAAAAUGAUAAGCAAAGCAUUCAUAAACUGCCAUUAAAGAAUAGAGAGCCUAGUAACUUGGCACAUCGAUUAAACAACGUUCAACAGCCUGAAAACAACGGUUGCCAGGAGGAAGAUACUUCCGGUUAUAUAAGUGAUUCGCCAAAAAACACACACACCCCCAACAUAUGGUUUAACGAUGGUGCAAGUCAAAUUGAAAGUAUUGUUAGUGGUGGUAAUGAGAGCAGUGCUAUGGGUGUAGGUGGAAGUGACGGUUUAAUUUAUAGAGAGAAAAUAGUUGCUAAUGAACCGAUAACGAUUAAAGGUCAACAGCCUGAUGAUAAGCAUUCGCAAACGUUAAAUAAAACCUUUAUAGUAAGUAGACGUGGAAAUAAACAACAACAACGUUUGCCCAACUAUGAUGACGACGGACUGACUAACGCACAAGGCGAAGGAGGUUAUUACGUAGUCUCUAACUCAACACCGUCUAACGUUAGCCGUGAUGUAUCCACUUCCAAUACUUAUGAGAUAUCUUCAUCUACAAAUGAAAUGGAUGCUUAUGUACGGGCUCAUGAGGAACGAGAACGAGCCAAAUGGUCUUAUGGUCAAAUGCAAGAUUAUCAAUGUAAGCAACAGCAACAGCACGCAGACGGUCCGGGAUGGUUAAACCGCGGCCAUCACGAUCUAAAGGAUAGCGAAGAUGAUAACCAAUCGUUACAUUCUUCCACUUAUCUUAGGGGUCAAAAUGUACCGGUUGAUGCCCAAGCCAUGGCCGAACGAUUAGAUAAGAAGCGUAAAGCUUUAGAAUAUCAACAGGCGAUUAAACAGCAACUGCACGAAAAAGAGACGAAACGAAGAUGGGAAAUGGAACGUUACAGACUGGAGGAGCGUCAAGAAGAAGAACGUAUACGUAAGCAGAAGCAAUUGGAGCGAGAACGCCUAGAAAUAGAACGUCAGCAAGUUCAAGAGAGAGAAGAAGCGCAAAAACGUAAGCAACAAGCAAUGCUGGAUGCAAUUGUGAAAGCAGAAAUGGCGGCAAAAUUAGAAAAACAAAAAAAACGUAAUAAAUAUAUCGAUAGAAUGGAACAGGAAAGAGAAACAGAAAUUAAGGAAGAAAUUGAGGAGACUCAUGAAAGUCAAGAAAAGUGUCAAGGACUUUACAAAAUGGAGGAAAAAUUUGAACCAGAGACCAAGGAUGAAGAAAGUGAAGAAAAAGUUUUAAUUGGCACGCCCAUUAAUUUGCGAAAAAGUUUCACUAAACCCAAACCGGUCGAAACAUGUGAAAAUAAUAAACGGACAGAAUAUCAGAAUACGGAAAAUGUAAUGAUUAUGCAACCGGCCACCUUGAUACCUUUACCAGUCACGACAGAUAUUUUGGGUUUACAAACAGCUAUAGGUAAUCUUCAAAUAGCCACGUAUCUGAUGCAACAACAAAUGAAGCCGAAUUCUGCCAUCGCAAAAGAGGAAUUAAUCUCCGAAGUAACCGAUACAAGCACGGAGCAGAUCCAGGAUAAAAAAAUAGAUAACUGUUUAAGAUUGGAAGAAGCGGAACAAAUGAUGAAACCAAAAGAUUUGACAUUAAUGCCAGGAAGCGAGCUUAGAGCAGAGGAUGUCAACGGAGAACCGGAAUUAAGAGAAUUUUUCGAGGAAUCUGUGGAUCGUCAAGAUGUGGAAACGCAAACUGAACUGCCAUUGAAUUGCGAUUUAUGUCUAUUUCAUGACAAUUUUUAUAAAGUGUUACUUAAGCGAGAAGUUUCGACUACCACCACUACUCAGACAUCAAAGAGCAAUAGCAAGCCGGCUAAAGAGACUGAAAAGGAUCAUGAAACAACUACUACAACUACCACAACUACUACGACUACCUUUAAGGCUAAGACUAAGGAGAAAGAGAAGAAGCGUCACAAAAUGGACGAACGACCGAAAUGGGGCGUCAAUCGUCCUGUAGUUCAGUAUGUAAAGGCAAGCGAUAGAGACCCGUUUUAUUUGCGGAACAAAAAGAAACAUACAAUUUUAAGUAACCAUAGCAAGCCUAGUCGCUCUCAAUCAAUGGACUCGAGAUUGGCUGACUCUGAAAAUCUUGAUCACAAAGAUGGCGAGGACGACGAAGCAGAAGAAGAAUUGAAUGAUGAAAAGGAAGGUUUCCUUUUAAAGGCCCGAAAUGUGUGUACAGAAAUUUUACCCAUUAAAACCGAUGAGAAAGGAAGGAUUUUUUUGAAUUUUCGCGAAGCGAGCGCCAUUAUGAAUGAAGACGAAAUCAAAGAGAAGUUGAGGCAAAAAUAUUUUAACUUUGGUAGAAUUUUGCCGCGACGCAAUUGGGCCUCAGCCAAUCAUCAGGGUAAACUUAAUUACGCUGUGGUCAAUGGGCAGGUGGGCGAUUUGAAUGACGAUUAA
Molecule: messenger RNA, 3069 nt
Organism: Glossina fuscipes
Lineage: Eukaryota; Metazoa; Arthropoda; Insecta; Diptera; Glossinidae
Product: probable serine/threonine-protein kinase kinX
Exons: 3
Coding region: 1-3069 (1022 amino acids)
Biological process (GO): cilium assembly
Cellular component (GO): microtubule; cilium
Molecular function (GO): microtubule binding
Source: RefSeq, a predicted model, not a curated record